Molecule: messenger RNA, 2157 nt
Organism: Scophthalmus maximus (turbot)
Lineage: Eukaryota; Metazoa; Chordata; Actinopteri; Pleuronectiformes; Scophthalmidae
Gene: prps1b
Product: phosphoribosyl pyrophosphate synthetase 1B
Exons: 7
Coding region: 185-1147 (320 amino acids)
Biological process (GO): 5-phosphoribose 1-diphosphate biosynthetic process; purine nucleotide biosynthetic process; ribonucleoside monophosphate biosynthetic process
Cellular component (GO): ribose phosphate diphosphokinase complex; cytoplasm
Molecular function (GO): magnesium ion binding; ATP binding; ribose phosphate diphosphokinase activity
Source: RefSeq, a predicted model, not a curated record
CCGCGAAGAAGAACAGCCGCCGUGCGGGACAUAAUGGUGGAUAGGUAGGAAACACGCUGUCGCUCCAGAGUAGCCUCGCCUGACUGUUGCUCGACUUCCAGCGGCCGCCGCGGACUCCCGGACCCUCGGACUCCCCUGGGUCGACAGCUGCUCGCACUGAAACGACGCCCUGGACCGCAACAAAAUGCCGAACAUCAAAAUAUUCAGCGGGAGCUCACAUCCGGACCUGUCGCAGAAAAUAGCCGACCGCCUCGGUCUCGAGCUGGGGAAGGUUGUCACGAAGAAAUUCAGCAACCAGGAAACGUGUGUGGAGAUCGGGGAGAGCGUUCGCGGGGAGGAUGUCUACAUCGUGCAGAGUGGCUGUGGCGAGAUCAAUGACAAUUUGAUGGAGUUGCUGAUCAUGAUCAACGCCUGCAAGAUUGCCUCGGCCUCCAGGGUGACUGCUGUCAUCCCCUGCUUCCCCUACGCCCGGCAAGACAAGAAGGACAAGGUGGGGAGCCGUGCUCCCAUCUCUGCCAAGUUGGUGGCCAACAUGUUGUCAGUGUCGGGCGCUGACCAUAUCAUCACCAUGGACUUGCACGCCUCACAGAUACAGGGAUUCUUUGAUAUCCCAGUUGAUAACUUGUUUGCAGAGCCAGCUGUGCUGAAAUGGAUUAGAGAGAACAUCGUUGAAUGGAAAAACUGUACCAUUGUCUCACCUGAUGCAGGAGGAGCCAAGAGGGUCACCUCAAUAGCUGACCGGCUGAAUGUGGAUUUUGCUCUUAUUCACAAGGAGAGGAAAAAAGCAAACGAGGUAGACCGCAUGGUCCUUGUAGGAGACGUGACGGAUCGGGUCGCCAUUCUAGUGGAUGACAUGGCUGACACAUGUGGUACAAUCUGCCAUGCUGCUGACAAACUAAUUUCUGCUGGUGCCACCAAGGUGUAUGCCAUCCUCACUCAUGGCAUUUUCUCUGGCCCAGCUAUCUCACGCAUCAACAACGCCUGCUUUGAAGCGGUGGUGGUCACCAAUACUAUCCCUCAGGAGGAGAAGAUGAAACACUGUCCCAAAAUACAGGUUAUUGACAUCUCCAUGAUCCUUGCAGAGGCCAUCCGCAGAACUCACAACGGCGAGUCUGUGUCGUACCUGUUCAGCCACGUCCCCUUGUAACAAAUGCUGUUUACCAUCAAAUUGUGUGCUGUUACACCAAAAAGAGAAGCGUCCCACCCCCCAACUCCAACACGACCAUGAGCGAAGAUGUUUUGGCUAGCCAUGGGAGGAGGGGAAAAAAGAAGGAAUUUACGGUCAUGUAUCUUACUAACGCUAACACCUCUCACUUCAGUUCCUUCCCCUGUGAGCAGUGUCUCUUUUGUGUCCAGGGCGCCAAAGCAAUGGCAAGCUACUAAUUUAGGCCAGCAUAUUUAUUUUACAUUGAUAAAUAAUUCACAACAAACUUUGUCCGCCAUGUAGACAGCGUUUGUCCUGACCAUUUCAACUCUACAGGAGUCUUUUCAGCCUGCUGUCAAAUAGCUCAUAUCAAUAUCCCGACAGGUCCCAGUGGUCAGGAGAAGCAUCUGGCUAAUAAAGCUGUUACAGUGCUUUUUUUGUUUUGUUACUAUGAACGAGUGUAGUUUUUUUUUUUCCCCCAUACUGCUCUUGUAUCCUCUGCUAUUGGAAAUUUUAUAAUGAAGUGAAUGUGUACUGAACUAGUUUACAGUGCCACUGAAGUUCCACUCGACCCAGAGUGCCUCAACAGUCUGAAAUAAAAUGAGUCUUUCCACCAGUCACCAAUGGUGUUUUUCUCACUUUUCCCUCAGUGGAUGUGGAUCUGCCACGUUUGUUAACAGGCUGUAGAAGACAUCUUGGUAUGGUUCUUUCAGCUCUUGAGGUGAUCUCGUUGGGUGGCGUUUGCCCAGUGUCCAGGGUUUCUUUCUAUAAACGAGCUGUCUGGUUUUUAGCUUGGGGUCUCCGCCGGCUGGAGCUUCCUUCAGAAAUAUUCACCUGCUUUUUUUCUCUCUCUCUAUCUCUCUCUCUCUCUCUCUCUGUAUGUCUGAAGUAAGGAUUUGUCAUUCAUGUGCAUAUUCCAGAUGUUUGUGUUUAUGGUUUUCAGUAGGAGGAAUGCGCCAGUUAUCUGAGGGUGUGUUCUUAAUAAAAAUGGAAUAUGUAUAAAAUCUUUGAAA